AUGCAUCGAGUGUGUCGCUUCUGCAAAAAACAAUGCAAAAAUGGCAGUGGACUCACCAGACACCUACGAGGUUGCAGAAAGCGAAAACCGAUCCUUCCACACGCGUCUUUCGAUACCACGGACCGCGACAUAGUUGGCAGCAUCAACAAUCUGACAGCUCUGAUCACCGUAAGAGAAGGAGACACACAUCCACCCGAAGGUGAUACGACUGCGGAUUCGAUACCAUGGCAGCAAUUGGACGAGCAGGAGAUAGGGGAAGAGGGGACAAACGCGGUGCAAACAAUGAACCUGGAUGAUGAGACAACAGCAACCCCCACCUCUGCAAUAGGCUCAAGUUGCAGUACUACAAUUUCGUCUUUGACAGUUGACUCUGUAGAACCGUAUCCGGGAGAGCGGGGCGCUGGGAGGCCGGUGGAACUACAAUCCGGAUCGAAGCCUCUUAGUCAAAUGGAAUCGAUGUCCAAUUACCGGACUGGGUCGGACGUCGGGUCGAUGUCCGACACGGACAAUUUUUGGAAUCCAUUUGAAUCCCGGGAAGAUUAUGCGCUGGCGCUGUGGUUCCUUGAGUCGGGACUCUCCGACGGUGACAUUGAUAAGUUCUUUCGCGACGUCCAUUUGCAGCGAUUCCGAGACGGCUGUAGCUUUGACGGCGCGAAAUCAUUGAGGUGUAAGAUGCAGAACAUGCGUGGCGGUGGCAUCGACGGCGGCUGGACCAGCCAGUCUUUUGAAAUUCACAACUCUCGGACCCGAAUUGGGGUCGAAGACAUACCACGUCAUUUACUUCGACAUUUCUACAGCGAGAUGCAUACCGCGGAUUGGUGGUGGGAAACGCAGGACAAGCUACCUGAUGGCUCUACCGUCGUUCCCAUCAUUUUGGCAUCGGACAAAACUCAUCUCUCCCGGAUGCACGGGGACCAACAUGCUUGGCCGGUCUACAUCACGAUUGGGAACCUUCAACGAGACGCGCGACGCGCGCAUAGUAGACCGGGUAUGGCGAUUCUGGGAAUGAUACCGAUUGUUGCGGAAAAAGAAGCCAAGGCCCAGGUCUACCACUACGCCUUGGGUUUGAUGACCGAAGCAAUCAAAGAACACUCCGAACAUGGUGUCAACAUACAAUGCGCGGACGGCCUGACUCGAAGAGGUAUACCAAAAAGACGCCGAAACACUUGGCGGGAUAUGGUACUCCACGACCGCCGUCCUUUUACCGACGGCCACUUCGCUGUCGACAUAUACCGGCUGCAAUGCUUCGACAUCCUGCACUCCUUGAUGGUCAAGGGACUCAUAGGCUAUCUGCUUGAAUGGUGGGUUGAAUGUAUCAGGGCUACGAAGACAGAGAACGAGACGAAUAAGCUCCUCGAUGCCCGCUUUCGGGCGAUCCCUAGCCACACCAACCUGAGACGCAUCGGGUCUCUAAGUAAGAAGACACAGUGGACAGGAGAGGACGGCCGGACCCUACAGAGGACGAUGAUGGCCACCUUUGCACCGAUCUUGGUUGAGUUGAAUCCGGAUGCGCUGCAUGCAGGUCGCGCUAUCCUUGACCUUGUUAUACUGGCGAGAUAUCGUUCUCAUGAUGAUGAUACUAUCCGAUAUCUACUCGCGGCCCUGGCCCGGAUUGACCUGCUGAAAGAGGUUUUUCGAGCAUACAGACCUCUGGACAAAACGACGGGUAAAGGUCACUUUAACUUCCCAAAGUUUCAUAGCAUCAGUCACUUGCCCGAAAUGAUACAAUCAUUCGGCCCACCCGAUGGAUUGACCACUCAAACGGGGGAAAAGGCGCAUGUUGAAUUCUUCAAAAAGUAUUACGGACUAACGAAUAAGCAUGAUAACUAUAUUGAACAGAUCAUGCGUCACGAUGUCGCACAUCAGAAGAUGAUCACGAUGCGUGAUCUCGUCAAGUACCAAGAUACAGAAGUGUUGCCACCUGCAAUUGAGAGAUCACAGGAGGAAGAGAAGAAGACCGAGGCGGGAACUCCUUUAGAUCUUCAUGCCUGGGGUUGGCAGGCGGACGACGAGGAGCGUGAUAUCAUGAGGCAGAUCUAUCAUUGUGAUAGUCGUUAUUGGCGACCAGCAGGGGCCGUUGCUGAAUGGUUGGAGUUGGACACUUUCCUCGAAGCUCUGGCCGCCUUUAUUCGAACAGAUCGAACGAAAUCGAGGGAACAUCAUCUAUCCAAGGGAGACAAUAACAUCGACACACGUGAGGCGGACUGUGGAUGGGUACGUCGAUAUCCGGUCCGCAUCCAUUCCAAUGUUCGAUGUUGGAAGGCUCUCGGGGAGGAUUCUCUGGACAUAGCUCGCCUGUCCAAAGACGUCGUCGUCUGCAGACCCAUCGGUCAACCCUUUCGAAAAAGGUGGCGCAGGGACUGCGCUUGGGUCCACGAAUAUGACCAGCAGACCUCCGAUGCUGACGGGGUUCUUUCGGGGAAACUGGUGGGGGAAGUACUGGUCGUGGUGGAAGUGAUGGACCUAGCCCGCAGAGAUUUCAGACAAAGACCGACUCACCUGCAGGGUGUUUUCAUGGAGAUAUUUAAGUAUCGACACAAUGGACAAGUUCAGGAAUGUCAUGGCAUGGUGGAAGUAGAAAGGGCGCAGCCAUCAACAGCGCGGAAUCCAAGAACCCUCGGAAAACGACGAUUCUAUAGCCUCGCAAGCAUCGAGAGAAGUGCACAUGUCGUGCCCGCGUCGGUGAAAGGCAAGGAAUUUUAUUACAUCAACAGCUUUAUCGACUUUGAUCAAUACAAUAGUAUCUACGAUCCGGACUUCCUAAACAAGAGCUACAGAGCAGCAAAGGAGAUCAAUACACGCUACACUACAAGACAAUAG
This is a messenger RNA of Letharia columbiana, 2820 nucleotides long. RefSeq lists its product as uncharacterized. The transcript has 4 exons. The record is from RefSeq and is a predicted model, not a curated record. Bases 1 to 2820 code for a protein of 939 amino acids. NCBI's taxonomy places the organism in Eukaryota, Fungi, Ascomycota, Lecanoromycetes, Lecanorales, Parmeliaceae.